Messenger RNA from Manis javanica (Malayan pangolin), 928 nucleotides. The record is from RefSeq and is a predicted model, not a curated record. Lineage: Eukaryota; Metazoa; Chordata; Mammalia; Pholidota; Manidae.
AUGGCCAGGAGGUCUUCACCCGCCCUCCAAGCAGGCCUGGCCUGCUCCCACACAGCUGGCUUAAAGGGCAGUGGCUUUUUUGGGCUCAGCCAGGUCUCGGGUUACCCCUUGAGGCAAGCAGACCCCAGCUGGGCCCCGUCCUCCCGCCUGACCCCGUGCCGGGAAGCGGCCUACUACUGCCGUGAUCAACCACAGGAGGCAGCUGUUCUAGGGGAGAGACUGGGCCUGGGGCAGGCGCAGAGCCCAGGUGCCGUCAGCCAGCUGUCUGGGAGGAAGGAGCCCUGGUGUGUGGCGUUUGCCGACUGUGUGGUGUCAACAUUCCCCUGCGCCGAUGCCCAGGAACUUCUAAGUGGGAGGCCAGAGCCAGCAGCACCUGACAGUGCCCCUCCAUCACCCGCUCGCCUGCCCACAAGAGUCCCCAUGUGUCCUGGCUGCACCUCCUGCCCCUUGCUCUCCAGUCCUCUUGACUGGCACAGCCUUGGGUGGCCCACUUCCGUACCUAAGGCAGACCCAGAACCUGGGAAUGACUGGAGUGAGGCCGGGGGCCUCUGCCUGGACAGUGGGCACAGGUUUGGUGUGGCUCUGUCCCAGGCCCUCCAGAGCCUUGCCUCUGACCAUGAAGCCCCAGGCCUGGGCCUGGACAAAAGGGCGAAUCAUGCCGAAUCCAGAACACUAGGUGGGGGCGGCAAGCAGCAGAGAGCCCUUGUCCCAGUGGCAUUAAACUUCCAGGUCUAAUGUAAAGGAAAAUGUACAUUUUAGGAAGGCACUGUGAUGUAGUAAUACUAUUUAAGGCAGAAAGCAUGGGAACCCCACACUCAGGACAAAGGGCAGCAGCCGGUGUGGCCCUGAGGUGCCCGGGAGGUCGCGGCUGCUUUGGGCUGUGGGCUGAUGGAUGUGUAUUGCACUUCUUAAAAUAAGUCAAGUGGUC